Falco peregrinus (peregrine falcon) is the source of this 1307-nucleotide messenger RNA. RefSeq names its product centromere protein Q (gene CENPQ). The transcript is spliced from 8 exons. Lineage: Eukaryota; Metazoa; Chordata; Aves; Falconiformes; Falconidae. The coding region runs from base 53 to 874 and encodes 273 amino acids. The record is from RefSeq and is a predicted model, not a curated record.
UGUUUCUUCCGGUUCCAUUUGGCUUACAUGCCACUACACAUCUUACAGUAAAAUGAGAGGGACUGCUUGUUGGGUAUCAGCAAAAAACUGGUUUACAUCAGAAAAUCAGCAAGGGCCAUCUAGCAAAACAAAAGAAACAGAUGGAGAAGGAAGACCAAAAGGACAAAAAAGAAAGCAGGUCACUCAGACGGUCAAAAGGAAAGCUAAGGAAUACGGGGACUAUUCCCCUGCAGCAGGAGAAGGUCCUUCAAAAAAGGUGAAGCUAACCAGUGCUGAAAUGGCAUCUUGGCAGACUCUCUCAGAGAGCAGUAGGUGGUUUCUGGAAACUGUAAUGGAUUCAGUAAUACUAUCUAUUUUGUGCCAAAAUAGUGAGAAAAAAAAGAAUGUUCAGAAGCACCUCAAUUUACUGAAAGAAAGGGUGCUGAGAUUUUUCAAGACUUUGAAGGUGCCCCCAGGGAAGCUGGGCAACCUGAAGAAUGUCCUGAGCCUUCUAAUGGCAGAGAAACAAAUGCUUGAGACAAAUGAAGAGUCUUUGAUACAAUUGCAGGAAGAAAUAAAUGCAGCUGAGCGAUCAGCAGAACAUACCAAAGAAACUAUAAGUGACCUGCAGUACAAAAUUCAGGUGCUCAAGAACCAGUUAGAGGAAGAUGAAAAAAAGGCCAGGAAGAUAUUCCAGGAGAAUAGCAGUGGAGCACUUCACCUGCCAGAACUCCCCAAGCGCAGUUUACAGGCACCCAUUUUGCAGGAAGAAAUUUUGAAGAUAAAAAAUCAAGAAGGUCUUUUGCAGGAUAUGAACACUAUCCAGCAGUCAGCUGACUGGAAGAACAUAUUAACCCUCAUUGAAAAGACCUAUGAGAAGGUGGACUUCCUUUGAAGAUGACCUAGGCCAGCAUGCUGUGUUACUUGAAGCAGCAGGAUGCCGAUCAUGGAAACAGUCUUUUCUUCCUAAUGGCUUUGCUGUUGUGACUGCUGAAUUUUGGUGAAAACACUUUCUAUGAAUAUUGGUAUAUAAAUCAGUAGAUGCAUUCUGGGACUCUAGUGAUUUAAAUAAUCAAUCAAGGUUUUUUUGGACCUGUGAUGACCUCUAAUGGUUAUAUAUACUGUCUUAGGAGAAGGGUGGGAAAGGGAUGCUGGGUUUAUUUGGGCAUUUUUUAUAGAACAAGGCAACUUUUUCCAUUACAUUUGAACUUUUAUAUCACAUCUGUAAAUCAUUUAAGGCAAUCUCUUACCAAACUAACUCUUGUUUUGGAGUUAAAUCCUCUUUAAAGCUGAAACAUAGUAAACGUAGUAAAAAUAUGAUUAUCUAA